Messenger RNA from Agrilus planipennis (emerald ash borer), 4638 nucleotides. RefSeq names its product PP2C-like domain-containing protein CG9801. The record is from RefSeq and is a predicted model, not a curated record. The coding region runs from base 452 to 3436 and encodes 994 amino acids. NCBI's taxonomy places the organism in Eukaryota, Metazoa, Arthropoda, Insecta, Coleoptera, Buprestidae. The transcript is spliced from 6 exons.
CACUAGAAAAAUUAUCAGUAAUCUCGUUAACGAUAGGAAUAACAAUGAUGUCACUAAUGAAUUUUGUGUACAAUUGACGGUUUUGACUUUAAAAUUUUGUAACAUAAAAAUGGUAAAUAACGUUUUCCAUUGUCCGAAAAUGAGUGUUCUAGUUUUCCAGGUUUGAGUUGUUUAAUUGUGUGAUGUAAUUAAUUAAAAUUAGUACAACACUAACAACUUUCGAGUACAGUUAAAAUAGAUCAUAGAAUUGAUAUUGGAAACUUUAAUUUAUAUUGUUAUUGUUGGGAUUGUGAGAAUGAUAAAAAUGGCUUAAAGCCUCUGACAUUAUUUGGGCUUUGACAAAGCUUACGGGCAAUGUCACACAAAGCUUUUUAAGGUUAGUUUAGUGCAAGAGGAAGUGAAAAAAUGUUAACAAUUUUUUCCGAUAUAAUUCUCUCUCUUAACGAUUAAAAUGCCAUCACUUCGAAAACGAGUUUCUAGUUAUUUUAGACAACUAAGUUUCAUUAAUGAACCUAAAGAAAGGAAAACAAAUUUCGACGAAAAUUCCAUGGUCAAUAAAUACCUUCAAGGUCACAUAAAGCUCAAAGAUGGUCCACAAAUAUUGUAUGGUAAAAAUCCCACUGACUUGCCCAAUUUUGAUCUGGGCAACUAUAACAAAGGGUCUGAGAGUAUAUUGGGGUGCUAUUCAGGGCCGAACGGUGGUCUGACGACCGUCAAAAGGACCGAAAAGCAUCUUUCAAUGCCCGAUGACGACAUAGACUUCAUUGAUACUCAGGAAGAAACAAAUAUGGGUAACGAGUCUCAAAAAUCGGCAAUUUUGAUAAAUGGGCACACAGUAGUGGACAACACCACUAUGGUAAUAAAGGUUGCAGGGCAGGAAUAUUCUGUUAUUAAUAGAUUGAUAAGGCACAAAAAAAGCCGUAGCUUAGGUAGCCUGUCGGAUUUGAACGUCGAAAUUGAAAAGACAAAGAUUUGCACAGACCAAAACGAAAAAAACAAAAAUAAUAACGAAUUAAACGACAAAAAUUUAAACGGUCGUACCGAUAGCGACGAUAAUUCGUUGAGAAGUAACUGUAAUAAUUGCAAAGUUAGUAAUAAUAAUAACGAUGACGAUCUCAAAAAUGGAAACGAGAGUGUUAAAGGUAAAGAAAAUUCGAAAACUGCAAGCGAAAAAAAUACGUUGAAACCCAACAGUGAUGGUGCCACUGGCAGACAUGGGUACAAUAAUUUGUCGAAGUCGAAAAGCGAUGGCAAUCCAUUCAGACACCGAAAACAGGGCAAAAUAAUUAAAAUAGCACAUAGACCUACCACAGGCCCGGCUGAAAUUAAUUCCGAUACUAGAAACAGUCCAACAAUUACAAUCGAUGAUUCGAAAUUGCCGAACGAAUGGAAUAAAAAGUCGGAUUUUGUUUACGGAUUGUCUGAUUCGUUGUAUGAUAGAAAUCAAGUAACAAAAAGUAAAAACGGAGACCCUAUAGCUGACUGCUUUGGUAUUAUUGCGAGACAGGAUUCUGCAAUACUUGCUGUGGCAGAUGGAGUCAACUGGGGAGAAAAGGCUUGUAUUGCUGCCAAAUCGGCUGUUCACGGUUGUCUUCACUAUCUCAACAAGACUAUUUUUAACGACACAAAGCCCUUUGUAAACCUAACGAUAAAAGAUGAUGAUCAGACAUCCGAAACAGACUCGGACAAAACGAAAACUGCUGAAACGAGUCACAUCUCCAACACAAGGGAGGUGUUUGUAUGUCUUCUUAGGGCCUUCAACUGUGCCCACGAUCUCAUACUAGAAAAUCAGGGCAUGCUUACGACCCUUACGGUAGCCGUGGUUCUGCCCCUUAAACAAAAAAACGUUAAAAAGUCGGAAGCAAGGGAAAUUUCCAAAGGAGAAAAUAGAAAUGAGAGCUUUAAAAGAAAUACCCACAGGACUGGGAGUAAUAUUGUUAAUAACAAUAACAAGGAAGAAGUGGAAAAUUACGUUUGUUGUGUUUGUAAUGUUGGCGACACUUUAGCGUACGUUUACUCUCAAAAAUAUGGAGUUAGGGAAUUGACAAAAGGGUCCCAUGACAUUAAUUGCAACAGGGACAUGCGCGACGCAUUGGGGGCUUUGGGGCCUGUUGACGGUAUAAACCCUGAACUUAGCAAUCUCACUCUCUCCAUAACUACAUUACAAAAAGGCGACCUGAUAUUCGUCGCCAGUGACGGACUGACAGACAACUUUGACCCUAUCGUGUGUAAAUUUGCUGUCAACACCAAAACAUCGGAUGCGUCCAAAACUAAAAAGCACGCGGGUAACGACCCUCGUCCUUCAGACCACAUUUCCACUCAAAAACCCACAGAAAGGAAAGACGUCCAAAGGACUCAUUCAAAAUCUCCUCAAAGAAGUUUGUUGCACAAGAAGAAAGAGGGAUCCGAACAAACGCAAACGCAGGGCCAAUCAGCUCUAAAAAAUCACGAAGACGUCCCUGCAGUUAAGACCAAAGCACCGCAAAAACCUCCGCGCAAAAACCGAGAAAAAUUAUCUCAAGAACGCAUUUCCUCUUCCAGACAGAGCGUUUCGUCCGAAAGGAGUUUGACUUCUUCUGUAAGUGAGAGUCAAAAGAGUUACGACGAAAGCCAGAAAAAAUCCGAAACCAAGGACGAGUUCGAGAACCCUUUAAUAGCCCAGUUUAUGAGAGAGAACUCUUUGGAAGAAAAAAGUACCGUGGGAACCACGAAAACCAUGCCCAUUGUUCAACAACAGCAACCAAAACGAGAUUUUUCUAGUCAUACACCUUCAUCGUCCUCGCAACAUAAAAAGAUCUCCUCUAGUUCGUCUACUGAAACUGGUGGCGUUAGUAUUACUAUUAGUAGUAGUAGUAGAAAAGGAACCCAACAGGGUGUAACAGGUUCUACGGGUCUCCAAAAAUCACAGACAACCAAAGACGUUCGAAGCGCCGCAGCCGGCAAUAAAACCAUCGGCUUUUCGUUCUCAAACAGCCGUCCAAAACCGGAAAAAUCCACCACUGCAAUAGCAGAGAACCCCAAAUAUCGAUUUCUUCGUUCAAAAACGUCAAUCGACAUGAGGCCAACAACGAAACCCAUUUUGAGAAACGACGAAGGCCUCCCGUACGUCUCUCCUGUACAGAGGUACGAACUAACGCUUCUAAUGAUGGAAGAUAUUGUUCGAAGGGGUAUUUCUGGUCACGAUUCGGGAUGUGUUACAGCCCGGAAGUUGUGCGAAAAUCUGAUAAAUUUCACCCUGAGUAUAACCUCCGGUAAAAGGCAUACGCUGGAAGACGUUGAUCUUUAUUAUAAUAAUGUCAAUGGGGUUUUGGUCGAAGUCUCGUCAACCGAGAAAAAGGUAAGGAGGAGGAAGGCUCUCGACAGGGUUCAAAACCUUCCCGGAAAACUAGAUCACGUCAGCAUAGUGGCCUAUAAUGUAGGAGCAAGCGGAAUUUAAAUUUGAAAGAAUAUUAACUAUAAUUUAAACAGUUGGACGAAUUAUUUCGAUUUUUCGAAACGAAAUAUUAUGUUUUUUAUUAGUGUAGUUUCUGUUUGUUGAUAAGGAAUUGUUACUUAAUUUUCAAAUAAUUUUGAAUUUAAUUUUAUUUCGAGUCUGCAUUUUUUGGCUCAAAUUAUACAAAGUAUAAAAUAAUAUUAGAUGAAAAAAUAACGCUAAUAACUAUUUUUAUACGCCUAUCGAACAAGAUACUAUACGAGGCCCUUUUUCUAUGUACGCACCAUCUUUUAUUGGGUUCCUUGCCCUACUAUACAGUUAAAAAAGAUCUUUUUCUAAAUUCUCAUAUUUUUUUCUUAAUAAUUUUACAAAAGUCUUAUACAAAACUUACAACACGUUUUUAUAAACACUUUUUACAGUAGGUACCUAGUUAUUCCUUCCCUUUUGGGCGUCUGUAGUACUAAUAAGUAUUCAUUUAUUUUUAUUAGGUACAUAAUAAGUAAAAACAAAAACCAAAAAAUACGUAUAAGAUUUUUUUUCAGGGUAAAAAGUACUACUAUUUUUAAGAUGGUAUUGCCUAAUUAUUUCCUUUUCAUCGUCUGAUAUUUAGUAUUAAGUAAUACCUAUAAAUAAUAUAUCGCGUAAAUAAUUCCUUGAGUAAAUAUUUGCUGUACUCUUUACACGUAGGGAUAAUUAAUUGCAAAUUAUCAUUUGUUGUCAUCCGCUCUAUAGUGCUGAUACAAUGAUAACUUAUCUGAACGAAUGAAAAAAGGAAAAAUUACUGAUUUAUUAAAAAUAAAAGUCCUAAUUCGGUAAUCGGUGCCAUUAAAUAAAUAAAUAAAUAAAUGUCAACUACAGGAAUUAAGAUAUGGGGCUGUGAAUGGUUGCAAUGAAUGACAAUUGAUUAUAAGCGUAUGUCGCUUUUGUUUUCAGUGCCACAAUAGUAUAGAUUCUACAUGGUUUAAUUUACGAAAUUUUUGAUUCUCGAUCCCUUAAUUAAUUUUUUUUUUUCAGUUAUUAACUGCCCGAAUUAGAGACACGUGUAGAUUUAUUUUUAUUUCUUUCUAGAAGGACUCUUAAGUGCAAUAAUAUUUGCUCUCUUUAUUCUGUUUACUUUUUCAAGUAUCUAAUCAAUCAAAAAUAGGAUGAUAUCGAAAAUUAAUUUUGUUGAUGAGUCUGCAUUAAAUUUUAUUUCGGUUAUAAAA